UUCAAGGAGACUUGAAGACACACCUAGCCCUUCGAGAAGACUACAAGACUGUAUAGUUUUAAUUCUAAACAAGCUUUCAGAAAACGAUUCAGAUCAACGGUGUGAACGAGAGAAGUGAGAACGUAUACCAACAGACGAGGUUGGGCCAUGAAGGCACCAUCCAUCCCGACUGCAGCGGCAUUUCUUGUGGCCGUUGCCUUAGGACAAACCCUGCUGACCCACAAUGUAAAAGCUGAACCCCAUUUCUGUGACCUGACGGUGACGGUUCCGCAGGAGGAGGAGAUCACUCCGCGGGAGAACACCACCGCGCCCUGCAGCGACGUCGUCACGUUAAUGCUGGAGGGGUGGCAACUGGACGCCGAAUCGUCCGACCCAGACUCCACAACCUGUGUCUACUUCAAACCUGCGGUUACCCAGACCAUCAUGGUGGAGGAGACCCAGCAGGGAUGCUGCGAGGGUUGGGAGGGGCUCGCCUGUGAUCAGCCCAUCUGCACCUACACCUGUCAGCAUGGAGGUGUGUGCAGUGGCCCUGACACCUGCACCUGCCCACCUGGAUACUACGGACUCAAGUGUGAGUGGGGAGGUGACACCAGUGGCAUUGGUACCUGUUACACCGACGUCUACUGCAGCAACGCGGCCUUCUCAGGUUACUCCACAUCGUACGAGGUGUGCUGUACCCAGGCUGACGCCAUGUCGUGGGGAGAUGACAGCCGCUGUUCACUCUGUCCACAGGCUAUCAGCAAUAUCGAUGACAUCAACAACGCCUUGUCCACGGGGUUUGCAGCUGCUGACUCCCACUCCGUCCACAGCUACGCCACCUGCCUCACCUGGGGGCGAUUCCACUUCCGCACCUUCGAUGGGCGCCACUACAGCUUUACAGGCGAGUGUGCGUACAUGCUGGCCAUGGAUGUUGACAACACGUUCUCUGUAACUGUACGUGACGUAGACUGUGACUCAGCAGCAAGUUGCCACAAGGUUCUAGAGAUGAAGCUGGGGUCCACAACUGUCCAUGCGGCCGGACAUAGCAUCGUGUUUAAUGGAGAACAGAUCAACCUGGUUGAACCUUUCUCCAGAAAUGGUGUGAGUCUAAAGGUGCUGGGAGACUUUGUGUUUCUGGAGGCCAGUCUCGGUGUCCGUGUGAAAUGGGACACUGAGUCGACUGUGUACAUGACAGUCAUGGCUGAGUACAUGGGCAAGACCAGGGGUCUGUGUGGGGUCUACAACUACAACCCUGAUGAUGACUUCAAGAUGAUCAACAACGAGAUCGCAGUAUAUCCUGCUAUCUUUGGAAACAGCUGGAAGAUUCCAGAAAUCGGAGAGCACUGUCCAGACAGCGCAGCCCUCCCCCACACGUGUGUACAGCACAGUGACAGGGAACAGGCUGCCCAGCUGGCCUGCGGGAAACUCAUGCAGCAACCAUUCGACAGCUGCAAUGGUGUGCUUGACCCGCAGCAGUUUUACGAGGACUGUAUGUACUCCUACUGUACCUGGGAGAAUGAGGAGGAUCGUGAGGUGGCUCUGUGCACCGCCCUCACCACCUACUCACGCCAGUGUGCACAGCAGGGCAUCGUCUUCAACUGGAGAGGACCUGGACUGUGUGAAAAGGAAUGUCCCAAUGGAAAGGUUUAUGUUGAAUGCGGCUCGUUGUGUCCUUCGACCUGUGCAACCCUGAACUUCCAGCAGGAGCCCUACUGCUCCGGGGACUGCAUCCCAGGAUGUGAAUGUCCCACGGGGACGUACUUGGAUGAUGGAGAGUGCGUACAGGCGGAGGCGUGCCCGUGCUAUCAUCGCCGGACGCGCUACGAAUCUGGCGAAACAAUCAAGCAAAGAUGUAACACUUGUGUGUGUAACAUGGGUCUGUGGACGUGUACAGAGGACAGGUGUGCUUCCACCUGCCACAUCCUGGGAGAUCCUCACUUCAUCACCUUUGACAACAAGUACUUCACCUUCCAGGGUGUCUGUGAAUAUACACUGGUCGAGGAUUAUAUCGACAACAAGCUGUCGAUCUCCGUGGAGACAGAGGUCUGCGGCAGCGGUGGAGCGGUCACCUGUGCUAAGUCCAUCACCAUCACCAUGUACCUGUCCACGGUCAAACUCAAGAGGAACCAGGAGGUCACAGUCAAUGGCAUCGAUACAGUCCUGCCGUACAGGUGA
Branchiostoma belcheri (Belcher's lancelet) is the source of this 2154-nucleotide messenger RNA. Its product is annotated as SCO-spondin-like. Gene Ontology annotation, cellular component: extracellular matrix. NCBI's taxonomy places the organism in Eukaryota, Metazoa, Chordata, Leptocardii, Amphioxiformes, Branchiostomatidae. The record is from RefSeq and is a predicted model, not a curated record. The coding region runs from base 148 to 2154 and encodes 668 amino acids. The transcript has 18 exons.